Messenger RNA from Topomyia yanbarensis, 2189 nucleotides. Its product is annotated as malectin-A. The coding region runs from base 527 to 1372 and encodes 281 amino acids. The record is from RefSeq and is a predicted model, not a curated record. The transcript has 2 exons. Lineage: Eukaryota; Metazoa; Arthropoda; Insecta; Diptera; Culicidae. Gene Ontology annotation, cellular component: membrane. Gene Ontology annotation, molecular function: carbohydrate binding.
UUCAUUCAUUACUCGCCCAUAAAUGUAGUGGUAUAUAAGUUGCCCUGUUGGUUGAUUAUAGUGUACACAGCUGAAAAACUGUCCGCAAAAGUAUAUCGCCCAAGAUAAAUAAGUUACACAUCCGAAACAAUUUGCCACUGCAUUUGAAACCGAUCCUAAAAGUGACUUUCGGUCCGAUUAUUGCCCGUUUCGGUUACCAUAUGUUGAGAGCGCAUCCAUGGUACCUUCCAUUCAGCUCUUAUAAAAAAUCCUAUUUUGACUUCGACCUGUUAUACCGCUGUUUGCGAUGAAAAUAGAAAUCAAUAAGCAUGCCACGUAAUGUUGCUAUUAGUGACUGCAAUUCAACUGGAUUACUGCCAUCCGAGAAUAAUUCUUAGAAGCUGGUCACAGUAAAUUCACCUUUUGAAUAAAUAUUUAGUGGAUCGAAAUAAAGCGGAAGGACUGAGGAAAGGAAGUUUAAAGCAAAAACGUGUUGGGGGACAAAAUAAAAACACCUGUAUCGCCAGCUACUCGUGUACUAAGUAAAAUGUUACCAUUACUCCACACAGUAUGUAUUUUUGUGAGCUGCAUUGCGUAUCUGCCACUCUUUGUAUCUGCUGUUCAGCAGAACGUGAUCUUCGCUAUCAAUGCCGGAGGAGAUGCUCACAUUGAUUCUAAUGGAAUAAAAUACGCUCGAGACCCGCUGAUGGGCAAGAUUGGAACCGAAUCGGACUACGGCAAACAACUGCUAAUGAUCAAUCGUGUCAAGCCGAGCGAUGAGUUGCUAUACCAAACCGAGCGAUAUCAUCAUGACACUUUCGGGUACGAUUUACCGAUUGCAGGUGAUGGCGAGUACGUGUUGAUUCUGAAAUUCUGCGAGGUGUACUUCAACGCACCCAAUAUGAAGGUGUUUGACGUGUUACUCAAUAAUCGUCAUAUGGUCGUGACAGAUUUAGAUAUAUUCUCUUUGGUUGGUAAAGGCACCGCUCAUGAUGAAUAUGUGUAUUUCACCGUGUCACGGGGCAGAUUGUAUUUUAAAGAGGAGGACUCGGAGAUUCGAGCGGGGAAAGUGAAAUUGGAAUUCCUGAAGGGUUACAAGGACAACCCAAAAAUCAAUGCCAUUGUGCUGAUGAAAGGUUACGAUGAUACGAACCUUCCUCGGUUGACACCGUUGGUUAGUGAACAACCGGUACAGGAGCUGCACGCUGAUUCGCCAAUCGGCGACGGCUUUGUGGAUGGAGAUACACAAACGGACGGGAAAGCUAAACAACGGAAAACUAGUGGACCAAAGCAACCUAAUCCGUACUCGUUGGAUGAAUCGUCUAUCAUGUUGCCAGUGUUUAUCGCUAUAGGAGCGUUUAUACCACUACUAUUUUGUUUAUGUCGACUGUGAUUUUAUCGAAAGGAAUAAGCAAAACUUGAUUUUUAAGCAGUAGUUAUAUAGUGGUAAGCUCUUUAGGGAGCUGACAAGUUUGUUGGUAUAUUUUUAAUUAGUAAAGAUAGUUUUCGAUAUUUGAGAUGAAUGGUAAGAAAUAUUUUGGCAUGGUUGGCAUAAGGGUUUGCAACAUAAAUUAUCUUAUUCUAUGUUUUUAUCGUUGCAUAAUUUUUAAACCGCAAAAUCUACAUAAACCUGGCUUUUCGUCACUAAUUUUACAUAAACAAUGUGUAUUUCAACGAGCAGUCAACGAUUUCGGAUUGUAUAUAUAGCUCAAAGUCAGCGUUAGUUUUUUGCUGUUUAUGAUAUAACGUCGAGUUUUAACUUAGAGGCAUUUUUCGAUAGCUCAACAGCCGAAUCUUACCAGUACUAGUAGAGAUUCACUAAUAUCUAAGUGAAGUUACUAAAGACAAGCGCUCAAAGAUGUGUUGUUUGAUAGCAUAUUGUAUUAGAGAUAAACCGAGCAGUAGCGCUCAAUAUAGCACAUUUUCUGUUCAACACACUAACCUACCAGCAGCUGUGAGUCGUACUUACGUUAGUUUAAAAUGUGGUUCAAAGAAUGGCUAAAUGAGAAGCGUUAGUACCAAUUUGCACCACUAUAAAAUUUAUUCAGUCAUUUUAGUAUCUUUUAUUUAGCUUGUACAAUAAGUUAAAAUUUAUUUAUGCUAAAGAUAAUUAUAAAUAAUUGAACGACAGGCGAUGCCGAUCGAAAACAGCCGGAAAUAAAUUUGAAACGAUUAUUCUGUUCUUAUCGUCACUAUAUACAUAAACUGCC